AUGACAGCUGCAAAACAGAAGGCUCAAGACAGCAGGCAGGAUCAAAAGAAGAUCAGCAAAGGAUUCUACAUCAACAUUUGUUUCAAGAUAGUGAUCAAGAAGGGCCCAAAGCCUAUUCCUGGACUGACUGACAAAGAUGGCACUGAAAAACCAUUUAAUCUUGAAUCAUUUGACAUCACUAAGGAGCAGCAAGAGGUAAUUCAAACUAAUGUUAGAGCUAUAAGUUUGUUAUAUUGUGCAGUGAGCGGAGCUGAAUAUGACAAGAUAUCAACAUGUGAAACUGCAAAAGAAAUGUGGGACAAACUAGAAGUGACUUAUGAAGGAACCACCAAGGUGAAGGAGGCUCAGAUCAGUUCACUAGUAAAUGAAUAUAAAUUGUUCAAAAUGGCCGAAGAUGAAAAUGUAGAAACUAUGUUCUCAAGAUUCAGUAAAAUUGUCUGCGAACUCAAAUCAUUUGGAAUGGUGUAUUCAAAUGAACUUCAAGUAAGAAAACUUGUUAAAAGUCUUCUUAAAGCUUGGGAAACUACGGCUGCCAUUCUUUAA
Messenger RNA from Solanum stenotomum, 543 nucleotides. RefSeq lists its product as uncharacterized. The record is from RefSeq and is a predicted model, not a curated record. NCBI's taxonomy places the organism in Eukaryota, Viridiplantae, Streptophyta, Magnoliopsida, Solanales, Solanaceae. The coding region runs from base 1 to 543 and encodes 180 amino acids. The transcript has 2 exons.